AUGUCAGAGUUCUGGUUAAUUUCUGUCCCUGGAGAUGAGGAAAAUUUGAGGAUCCUGGAGCGGAUGAAGAAUCUCACCUCCAAAGCCAACCUGUGCCGCAAUUCCAACUUUGCUAUUCCUGAUUUCAAGGUGGGGACCUUAGAUUAUCUCAUUAGCCUCUCGGAUGAGUUGGGGAAACUUGAUCAUUUAGCUGAAAGCCUCUUGAAGAGAAUGGUUCGUUGUGUUACAGAACAGAAGAAAUUCAAGAAUGGUGAACUUCAGGAGUACCUCUUGGUCACUGGAGUUUCCUUAGCUUCUUUUGUGACCCACUUUGAAUGGGAUAUGGCCAGGUAUUCUGCCCAGCAACCAUUGUGGACCAUAGUGGAUACGUUAGGGAAGCAGCUGACCCAAAUGGAGACUGAUCUAAAAACCAGAGUCUCAAUCUACAACAAACAGAAAAAACAUCUGGAGAAUAUGGAAGAGAAAAUGACUGGCAGCCUCUUUAGUAGGUCACUAUCAGAUAUUGUGAACAAAGAGGAUUUUGUGUUGGAUUCGGAAUAUCUUAUCACCCUCCUGGUAGUUGUUCCCAAAGGAAGUUAUUCUCAGUGGCAGAAAACUUACGAAUCCCUCUGUGACAUGGUGGUCCCUCGGUCAACCAAACUGAUUGCCGAAGACAAAGAGGAUGGCCUCUUCACCGUCACGAUGUUCCGUCAAGUAAUUAAUGAUUUCAAAGCCAAGGCUGCAGCCAAGAAGUUCACUGUUCGAGAUUUUUUCUACGAUGAAAAAGAGAUUCAAAGAGAACGGGAAUUGCUGAACAAGUUGCUUUCAGAGAAGAAACAACAAAAUGAUAGUUCCCUAAGGGUCAGGAAAAAACGAUCUUCAUCCUUCCUGGAUCACAUUGUGAAGGUGGCCAGAUUUGUCAAUCCCUGGAAGCGUCAACCCAAGCAGAUGGAGAGAGAAGAGAUUAAGACUGAGAGUGAAGGCAAGAGGGAGAGUCCAUAUCUACGCUGGCUCAAGGUGAAUUUUGGGGAAGUGUUCAUUUUCUGGAUUCAUGUAAAGACUUUGCGAGUGUUCAUUGAAUCUGUGUUAAAGUAUGGGCUACCUGUGAAUUUUAAUGUAGUAUUGUUACAACCUCAGAAGAAGUCUUUAAAACGUCUGAGGGAGAUUCUCAAUUUAGCUUUCAAGCACCUAGAUGAAACAGCAGCUAGUAUAAUGGAUACUUCUCUGGAUGUCCCUGGAUUUCAACUCAGUAACCAAGAUUACUUUCCUUAUGUCUACUUCAAUAUCAGCCUUAGCUUUUUAGAAGUCAGGUAA
Gracilinanus agilis (Agile Gracile Mouse Opossum) is the source of this 1293-nucleotide messenger RNA. Its product is annotated as V-type proton ATPase subunit C 2-like. Gene Ontology annotation, cellular component: vacuolar proton-transporting V-type ATPase, V1 domain; lysosomal membrane. Gene Ontology annotation, biological process: proton transmembrane transport. Lineage: Eukaryota; Metazoa; Chordata; Mammalia; Didelphimorphia; Didelphidae. Gene Ontology annotation, molecular function: proton-transporting ATPase activity, rotational mechanism. The transcript has a single exon. The coding region runs from base 1 to 1293 and encodes 430 amino acids. The record is from RefSeq and is a predicted model, not a curated record.